Armigeres subalbatus is the source of this 1368-nucleotide messenger RNA. RefSeq names its product phosphorylase b kinase gamma catalytic chain, skeletal muscle/heart isoform-like. Gene Ontology annotation, biological process: protein phosphorylation; glycogen biosynthetic process. Gene Ontology annotation, molecular function: ATP binding; calmodulin binding; phosphorylase kinase activity. The record is from RefSeq and is a predicted model, not a curated record. The annotation marks the transcript as partial. Gene Ontology annotation, cellular component: phosphorylase kinase complex. Lineage: Eukaryota; Metazoa; Arthropoda; Insecta; Diptera; Culicidae. The transcript has 5 exons.
AGGACCCGAAAGAUCUGAUCCGCAAGUGUCUGGUGGUGGACCCCAGCAAGCGUAUCACCGUGAUAGAGGCCUUGAAGCACCCGUUCUUCAACACAGUACUUUUCGAACAAGACAUUGGCCCGUUGAAGCGCAGCCUGUCGGCCAAAUCGCGACGUUUGAGUCGUAUCGCCGAUCUGGCACUGAGCACUACGGAAAAAUUACGUAAACAAAGUCAGUUUAACGCUAGGAAAAAGUUCCAAUUUGCUAUCCUAUGUAUUAGAGCAAUGGUUAGAAUAAAGAGGCUACGGUACACGCCGGAACCGUUGCGGGCCGAGGACGCACUCAGAGACCCCUACCGCAUCAAGGUGCUGCGAAAGGUUAUCGACGGCUGCGCAUUUCGAGUGUACGGCCACUGGGUCAAGAAGGGCGAGGGCCAAAAUCGGGCCGCCCUCUUCGAGAACACCCCUCGAUGCGAGGUUUAUAAUCUUUAUAUCAACAGCCUUAACCGAUAGGCUUUAGACCGGCCGGCGAGACGCGGCGUUAGCACGAUGGACCGAAGGGUUCCCGACCGCGCAGUUCAUAGAGCAUACUUCUUCAUGCCUCCUGCAGGUGGGCGUAUAGAAGGGUACCCAUCCAGCCUGUUCCUUAAAGCCGAGCGGAAGCUGUUGCGAGAGCCUGUGUGAAAGAUUUGCGUGAAUGGGACGCUACACAAUGUGCGGUCUGCCAUUAUUGUGUGGAACUAAAUGGAGUCGCUAAGAAGAGCAGAUUUAAGAAUUCUAUAAAGUGAUCACUCAGUCUUAAUAGGGCAGAAAUAUUUAGUUCUUUAGUCAAUAGAUUAAGUUUUUUCAAUUGCGUGUAUGAUUUUGAUUUCCAAUUUAUACAUUAAUAUUUAUUAUAUUUCAACGCAGAUUUUUUUUCGUAUUUGGUGAGCUAAACCAGAUCGAAAAAUUUAAGAUCUUAUUGGAUAUCAAUUUUCUAUAUUACUCUCAUUAACAUAUGUUUUCUCUUAACUCAUGUAGUCGUUUGGUUGCAUUCUAUAAACAGUAUAACUACCUACUGAUGAGACAAAUAUGUAAACAAUGUUAUCUAGAUAUUGAAAAUUCCUGAUUUUUUUGAUAUUAUUAAGCAAAAUCAAGUUUUCCUUUUCUCCAAAAUGGAAUUUAUUUUUAUACGGAUGUUACUAAUUGUGAUUUGUCUUUAAGAUCAAUCGCGCAGAUAUAUAUCAUCCAGGUAAGGUAGUGUAGUGAAAAGAAUAUGUAUGUUAACCUUCAAGUAGCACAUAUAUUUGGAAAAUGUGUGUGGUUGAAUUGUUAGCCAGAUAGAACCACAAAUUUUCACCUUUGCGUGAAUUGCCUAUAGCUUGAAAUAAAGAGAAAUGAUACAAUUCAA